Molecule: messenger RNA, 1722 nt
Organism: Carcharodon carcharias (great white shark)
Lineage: Eukaryota; Metazoa; Chordata; Chondrichthyes; Lamniformes; Lamnidae
Product: vesicular glutamate transporter 1
Exons: 12
Coding region: 1-1722 (573 amino acids)
Biological process (GO): neurotransmitter loading into synaptic vesicle; regulation of synapse structure or activity; synaptic transmission, glutamatergic
Cellular component (GO): excitatory synapse; synaptic vesicle membrane
Molecular function (GO): L-glutamate transmembrane transporter activity; neurotransmitter transmembrane transporter activity
Source: RefSeq, a predicted model, not a curated record
AUGGAGAUAAGGAAAGAAGAGUUCAAGAAAUUAGCAGGGGAUACCUUGGGACACUUACACAGAAUCCUAGAGAAGCGACAGAAUGUUGGAGAGACCAUCGAGCUGACUGAGGAUGGUCGAGCGAUCGGAGUGGCGGAGAAACGGAAGCCGGUCGUGGAUUGCACCUGCUUCGGGCUGCCGAAGCGCUAUGUCAUCGCCAUGAUGAGCGGCCUGGGCUUCUGCAUCUCCUUCGGGAUCCGUUGCAAUCUCGGAGUGGCCAUCGUGAGCAUGGUGAACAACAACACGGUCUAUAGCAAUGGGAAACUCAUCAUAGAGCAAGCUAGAUUUAACUGGGAUCCAGAGACGGUGGGAAUGAUUCACGGAUCCUUCUUCUGGGGGUAUAUUGUCACACAAAUUCCCGGAGGCUACAUAUCACAGAAAUUUGCUGCCAAUAGAGUGUUUGGCUGGGCAAUCGUGGCCACAUCCUCACUGAACAUGUUGAUACCCUCAGCAGCCAGAGUCCAUUACAGCUGUGUCAUAUUAAUCAGGAUUCUACAAGGCCUGGUUGAGGGGGUUACGUAUCCUGCAUGCCAUGGAAUCUGGAGCAAAUGGGCACCUCCCUUGGAGCGAAGCAGGCUCGCUACUACCUCCUUCUGUGGUUCCUAUGCAGGGGCAGUGGUAGCAAUGCCUCUCGCAGGGGUCCUCGUCCAGUACUCAGGGUGGUCCUCAGUCUUCUAUGUCUAUGGGAGCUUUGGCAUGGUGUGGUACAUAUUUUGGCUGCUGGUGUCUUAUGAGAGCCCUGCCAAACACCCCACCAUUUCUGAUGAAGAGAAGACCUACAUCGAGGAAUCUAUUGGAGAAGGCGCCAAUCUUAUGAACCCUCUGGUAAAAUUCAAGGCCCCCUGGCGCAAGUUUUUCACCUCGAUGCCUGUUUACGCCAUCGUUGUGGCCAACUUCUGCCGUAGUUGGACUUUCUACCUGCUGUUGAUCAGCCAGCCGGCCUACUUUGAGGAGGUGUUCGGGUUCGAGAUCAGCAAGGUAGGCUUGUUGUCUGCUCUCCCCCACCUCGUCAUGACGAUCAUCGUGCCCAUUGGUGGACAGUUAGCGGACCACCUCAGAGCCAAGAAACUCAUGUCCACCACCAACGUCAGGAAGAUGAUGAACUGUGGAGGUUUUGGGAUGGAAGCCACCUUUCUGCUGGUGGUGGGUUUCUCUCACACUAAAGCUGUGGCAAUCUCUUUCCUCGUCCUAGCUGUCGGCUUCAGUGGAUUCGCAAUCUCAGGCUUCAAUGUUAACCACCUGGACAUCGCCCCACGUUACGCCAGUAUCCUGAUGGGACUGUCCAAUGGAGUUGGGACUUUAUCCGGGAUGGUGUGCCCUUUAAUUGUGGGGGCCAUGACAAAGCACAAGACGCGAGAAGAAUGGCAGUAUGUCUUCCUGAUCGCCUCCUUGGUUCACUAUGCGGGCGUCAUAUUCUACGGCAUCUUCGCCUCCGGAGAGAAGCAGCCCUGGGCAGAGCCUGAGGAACUCAAUGACGAAAAGUGCGGCUUCAUACAUGAGGACGAGCUCGCAAACGAGGUUGAGGACGCCGGCCUUGGCUACGGGAGCUAUGGGGCCACUGAGACGACCAACGUCACCAACGGUGGCUGGGCCAAUGAGUGGGACAAGAAGGAGGAAUUCGUCCAAGAGCAGGGGAAGGAUCCAUACAUGUACGGCAGCGCGCAAGACAGGGACUUAUCCUGA